Molecule: messenger RNA, 1923 nt
Organism: Centropristis striata (black sea bass)
Lineage: Eukaryota; Metazoa; Chordata; Actinopteri; Perciformes; Serranidae
Exons: 8
Coding region: 1-1923 (640 amino acids)
Source: RefSeq, a predicted model, not a curated record
AUGGCUUCCAAACCUAAGAAGCACAGAUCUAUGGGCGAUGACGAGUGGAUGUCCCGCCUGCGUAGGUUCGCUGCCUCGGGCGUCUGGCCCUCUGAGGCAGGAAACAGGCCGGCACCACGCCAGAAAAAGUGGCAUGAUCUGUAUCAGAAGAUUGAGAAAUGUCCGAUGCAGCAGAGGGGACAGGCGUCUCUGUUUGGAGGGACUCGGGCCUGUAACUGCGGUUUCCAUACAAACAAGCCUUCCAGCUCUGUCCCUGUGUCCUCUUUGGGGACACCUCAACCAGGCUCCUCAUCUGCGUGUUCCUCGUCAGCUGCCGUAAAACCUGGGCAGAUGCCUCAAAAGCCGAGUUUGACUUUGUCAUCAACCGCUGAUGUAUCCAGCCCCAUCAUAAGCCCCACAAAAAGCAGAGUGUCACCACCUGACCGCAGUCCCAAGACGUUUCUGCAGACCGUUUCUCCUCUGUCUCUUCCUCCCUCUCCUGUUCCUGUAUCAAGCCCAGCGUCUUCCAUUCUGCCCUCCACUGCUACAGCUGAAGUGCUAUCUGCCACCUCCUCCUGUGUCUCCUCUGGAACCCCCUCUGCUCCUCUCACCUCGCCAUUGCCUAAGAAUGUGGGGAUCCCACCUGUUUCAGACACUGCCUGGCUGCCCACAAAGCUGCUGAAGACCAUACCGCCUCAAGACCAGAAGUGGAUUUCAGCAGCCCUGUGGAAAAACCAGCGUCUGCGCACAGACCUGAAACUGUGGUAUGAUCCACCAGAGCCAUCCCUCAUAUACCAUCAGGUCCCCGCUCCUGAGCACUUUUUCCAACACCGGCUUCUUUUAUGGAUGCCAUACCACCUGUGGAAGGUCAAGCUGUCCUGUCCUGCUUGUGGUACACAGCUCACAAGCUAUGGAGCUCACAAGAGAGCCCGCCAUAUUCUGGAUGUGGACAGGUAUUACCUUAUGAUCACGGAGACUCUCUGGUGCAGUUCAGCUGGUUGCAAGACAACAUAUCUUUCCUCCAGCAAGACAAUCUUGGACCAGCUGGACUUGGCUCACAGGCUGGAGUUCAGAUUGAUUCUGACUCGAAAAUUCGCUUGUGAUGUGCGGGUGAUCCGUUUCCUGAGGGAGAGGGCACUUGGAAACAGUCCCACCCGCUUGGUAAGACAGCUGAAGGAGAACCACAGUGAGGAAUGGCUAAAGCGUCUCUGCCGGUACCUUGGAGCGUGCUCUGACUUUGCUGCCAGGCCAAGCCUUAUCCCUGUCAGAUUCCAGGAUCCUCUUGAGCCUGUGGAUGUUCCAUCACACAGAUGGAUGCUGGCUGUUUAUGGGCGUGACAUUUUGAGCAGGCUGGACCACAUCAAAGCCAGCAUAACGUCCACCUUUGGCAGCAUCCUAAAAAUGGACUCCACAAAGAAGAUCACCAAGAAGCUCUCAGGCACUGCUAAGGGGACAGCCUUGUGGCUUACAUCUGUAAGCAAUGAGAGAGGGCAAAUCCUCAUCAGUGUCCUGUCUGCUCAGGAGGGUCCUGCCCUGGACGGAAUGGCAGCUGGCCUCAUGUCUAGGUACAGUAAUGCCAGUGUGGCUCCACCUCAGCUGCUUUACGUCGACUGUGACUGUUGUCGGGAGGGCAGAGGGCAGACAAAGCUCAAGGAGAGAUUUGGUGGGUGGCCAGACUUGAUAGUCAAGCUGGACAUCUACCAUUUCAUGCGGCGGCUGGCAUCUGGGUGCACAAAGGAUGCUCAUCCUCUGUACCCUGUCUUUAUGGCAAAGUUGUCAAGCUGCAUCUUUGAGUGGGACAGAGGAGAUGUUGCCUUGCUGCGUCAGGCCAAGCGGGAGCAGCUGAGACAGGAAGGUGUCCCUGGCAUCACUGAUGCUCUCGUCGAUCAGAACAUCACCAAAGACGAGCUGGCACUGCACUGCCGGAGCUGCUCAAUGAACUGA